Molecule: messenger RNA, 2196 nt
Organism: Scutellospora calospora
Lineage: Eukaryota; Fungi; Glomeromycota; Glomeromycetes; Diversisporales; Gigasporaceae
Source: the annotation of a GenBank genome assembly
AUGUCUAAUAAAUACGAUUUCACUACUUCAGAAAAAAUUAAAGAAAUUAGAAAGAGAAGAGAUAUGAUAGAAAAAGAACGUAAUAAAAAUUGGGUUCCAACAUCUUUUUUAUUUUAUGGACCUGGUGGAGUCGGGAAGACAAGUUUCGUGAAAAAGAUUUUUUGUAAAUGUUAUGAAAAACCAAAAGUGGAAAAAAACAAAAAUAGUUGGUGGACCGGUUAUAGAGGAGAAGAGGUUGUUUUGUUGGAUGAGUUUCAAACAAAAAUUGGUUGGGAAGAAUUGACUUAUAUUUUAGAUGAAAGUAAUUGUGAAGUUGAAGAAAGAUUUGGAAAUUUUAUUCCAUUUUUCGCGAAAUAUGUGUUUAUGACAAGUGUAAAAUCAUUUAAUGAUUUAUAUGAAGAUCAGUAUAAUGAAUUAUUUGACGAUUUGUAUCAAUUGAUUGAUUACAUUGUUGAGUUUAAAAAUGAUGGAAAGAUUAAAGUUCAUAAGGGUAAUUCAGAAAAAUUUUUCAAUAUGGAAUGGGAUAUCGAGUUUAGGGAUGACAGUUUUAAUAAUAGAGAUAUUAUUAAAAAAGCAGAGGUUUUUAAUAAAGAUAUUGAUGGUAAAUAUUUUGAUAUUGGUGGAAAAGUUUAUUGGAGACGUGACUUUUCAAAAGAAAAGAAAGAAUUUUUAAAGAAAAGUGGAAAGACUAGUUUGAUAGAAACUUUAUUUGGAGAUGAAAUGUAUAAUAAAUUACCUAAAUAUUUGGAUUGUAAUUAUUGGGAUGAUUAUGACGGAGAAGAGAUAGUUUUGUUGGAUAAAUAUCAUAAAAAGAUCGAUUGGAGAGAUAUGAUGAAAUUAUUAAAUGAUAGUGAUUAUGAAAUAGAAGUAGAUGAAGGUAUAUUUAAACCAUUUACUACAAAAUAUUUGUUUACGACAAAUAGAAUGUCACCUGAAGAUGCAUAUGAAUUGAAUCAAGGAGAUAAAUCUGGAUUGAAUAAAUUUUUGAAUCGUAUUGAUUAUAUUAUAGAAUUUAAAGGAAAGUGGAAUGAUGAUGUCAAUAAACGAACUACUGAGCUUGUAUUUCAUAAAGGUAGUAAAAAAAAAUUUCAUAAUAUGGAAUGGGAUGUAGAAUUGAAUAAUGAUGAAUACAAUAAAGAAAUGUUUGUUGAGGGUAUUCAUUUUGAAAAGAAUGGAAAGACAUAUUGGAGACGAAAAUUUCCUGAAUAUAUGAAAAGAUAUUUAAAAGAUUAUCCGAGAUGUAAAGAGAUAUAUGAAUAUAUUGAAGAUAGGUAUUCAAAGAAAGAUAAAUAUAAGAAAGGAAAAAUAUCAGAAAGAGAUUAUAAUAUAGUAGUAAGAGAUUCAAAUGAUGAUGUUAGAGUUGUUAAACAUAUAAAAAAUAAGGAAAGAUCAGGAUUACAUCCUAAUGAUUUUUCGAAAAAAAUGAAUCAAAAAAGUAGAUCAUUAUGGUCACAUGAUGAAGUUGCAGUUUAUUUAAAAAACAAAAAUUUAAAACCAAAAGUUAUCAAAAAUUAUUUGAUUAAUAAUGGACGUUUAUUAUUUAAUACAGUAAAAUCUUUACGAUAUGGUAGUUUAAUUUUAUUGGAUGAUGGAUCUAUAAAAGAUUUAGAGAUUAUCAAAUUAGGAAAAUAUACUAUAUUUGGUGAUGAUGGGACAGAUAUUUGGUGCAAUUUUCAAGGCUAUCCUUUAUUAAUACAGUGUAAAUAUCGUACAAUAUGUAGAUUUUGUAUUACUAAAAGUAAAACAUGUUAUCAUAAGUACUGGAAAGACGAUAUGAUAACAGAUGUUAAAAAAUUUGAUGAUAAAUUAUCUGAAUAUAAAGUACCUAUUUUUGGUAUAUUUGUAAUUAAUAAUGGGAUAGGUAUACAUAAAGAAAUUCAUAAUAUGAGAUUUAAAAAUAGUAUGAUAGUUAUUAAUUUUUCGAAUGAAUUAAAGAAUCAGAUUGAUGAGUUGGGUAAAAUCUUUUUAUCAAAAACACAAAAUAUGGAUUGGUCUAUUAGUCUUAAUGAUAAUAGUCGUAUUGAAUUAGAUGUAGUUUAUCGAAGUUUAGAAGCUAUUCUUGAUAACAGAUUAGUUUCAUAUAGUGAUUUAUUUUUUAACAACAUGAAAAAAAUACUUUAUUAUGUUAGAAAGGCGUAUAACAUUACAAGUUUAAAUGAUAUUUGUAAUAAUUUAGAUACGUUAAAUAUAGUAUAA